GGAGAGUUGAUUAACAUUAAUAAUACUUUAAAUUGUACAUCCACCUAUAAUAAAAGGAGUGAACAUAUGGAACCAAACACAAGUACACAACCAUAUUUGUACCCUAGCCGCCGGUUGCAACGAGCCGACGCAAUCACAGCCUGAGCAAGUCCUCGUAGCAAAGCCAUGGACUGCCACCGAAACGAAUCCCAGAGAGAACUGGAAAUGGGCACAAAGCCUCACUUCGUGGUCAUCCCAUGGCUGGCCACCAGCCACAUGAUACCCAUCGUCGACAUCGCCUGCCUCCUCGCCGCGCACGGCGCCGCGGUCACCGUCAUCACGACGCCGGCCAACGCGCAGCUCGUCCAGAGCCGCGUAGACCGUGCCGGCGACCAGGGCGCUUCCAGGAUCACGGUCACCACGAUCCCUUUCCCGGCCGCCGAGGCCGGGCUACCGGAGGGGUGCGAGAGGGUGGACCACGUCCCCUCGCCGGACAUGGUGCCGAGCUUCUUCGACGCCGCCAUGCAGUUCGGCGACGCAGUGGCGCAGCACUGCCGGCGCCUCACGGGGCCGCGCCGGCUGAGCUGCCUCAUCGCCGGGAUAUCUCACACGUGGGCGCACGUCCUGGCGCGCGAGCUCGGCGCUCCGUGCUUCAUCUUCCACGGUUUCUGCGCGUUCUCCCUGCUCUGCUGCGAGUACCUGCACGCGCACAGGCCGCACGAGGCGGUCUCCUCGCCGGACGAGCUCUUUGACGUCCCUGUCCUGCCGCCUUUCGAGUGCAGGCUCACGAGGCGGCAGCUGCCGCUGCAGUUCCUGCCGUCCUGCCCCGUGGAGUACAGGAUGAGAGAAUUCCGGGAGUUCGAGCUGGCCGCGGACGGCAUCGUGGUGAACAGCUUCGAAGAGCUCGAGCGUGACUCCGCCGCUCGCCUCGCCGCGGCCACAGGCAAGAAGGUGUUCGCUGUCGGCCCCGUCUCGCUGUGCUGUUCCCCUGCUCUCGACGACCCGCGCGCCGCCUCGCACGAUGACGCGAAGCGGUGCAUGGCGUGGCUGGACGCCAAGAAGGCCAGGUCCGUGCUGUACGUGAGCUUCGGCAGCGCCGGGCGCAUGCCACCCGCGCAGCUCAUGCAGCUCGGCGUGGCGCUCGUGUCGUGCCCAUGGCCCGUCCUCUGGGUCAUCAAGGGCGCCGGCUCGCUCCCUGGCGACGUCAAGGAGUGGCUAUGUGAGAACACCGACGCCGACGGCGUGGCGGACAGCCAGUGCCUCGCGGUGCGUGGGUGGGCGCCGCAGGUAGCCAUCCUGUCGCACCGGGCCGUCGGCGGCUUCGUGACGCACUGCGGGUGGGGCUCGACGCUGGAGAGCGUCGCCGCAGGCGUGCCCAUGGCGGCGUGGCCGUUCACCGCGGAGCAGUUCGUGAACGAGAAGCUGAUCGUGGACGUGCUUGGGAUCGGCGUGUCCAUCGGCGUGACGAAGCCCACCGGCGGCAUGCUAACCGCCGGUGGCGGGGGCGGCGAGGAGACGGCAGAGGUCGGAACGGAGCAGGUGAAGAGGGCCUUGAACAGUCUCAUGGACGGAGGAGUCGAAGGAGAAGAGAGGGCGAAGAAAGUUCACGAGCUCAAGGCCAAGGCUCACGCUGCUUUGGAGAAGGAGGGGUCAUCCUACAUGAAUCUGGAGAAGUUGAUCUUAUCUGCGGUUUGAAAUUUGAUCGGUUUGCGUUAUCAUAUCAUCUCAUUUUCUGAAUAAAUUCCUGUAUUUGAUGAUUGAACUAUUGAUGUACUCGGGAUAUUGGUUUCUUGUUGAACCGUGGUAUUGUGCGUUUCCAUGCGCAAAGGAUUGGAAAAGGGAAGAUAAAUUCUAUACUUAUAGUGAUCACAUAUUUUUUGCA
Messenger RNA from Oryza sativa Japonica Group (Japanese rice), 1861 nucleotides. The record is from RefSeq and is a predicted model, not a curated record. Lineage: Eukaryota; Viridiplantae; Streptophyta; Magnoliopsida; Poales; Poaceae.